Quercus robur (English oak) is the source of this 2924-nucleotide messenger RNA. Its product is annotated as receptor-like protein kinase FERONIA. The transcript has a single exon. NCBI's taxonomy places the organism in Eukaryota, Viridiplantae, Streptophyta, Magnoliopsida, Fagales, Fagaceae. Gene Ontology annotation, molecular function: ATP binding; protein kinase activity. Gene Ontology annotation, biological process: protein phosphorylation. The coding region runs from base 98 to 2812 and encodes 904 amino acids. The record is from RefSeq and is a predicted model, not a curated record.
AGUUGUGACAAGCUGACUCUCACCUCUGUAUUCUUGUUAGUCAUUAUUGAAUCCUCUCCAUCCUUCUCUUCUCUUCUCUUUGUUUGGCUGUGCAACAAUGAGUAGAACCAGAAAAAUACACCUCAGUCUUCAAAACCUAUUUAUGUUCAGCCCUCUCUACGUCUCCCUCUUUUUCUGCUACUUUACCAGCCCCAUCUCUAGUGAAUCACUGGCUCCUUACAACCCUAUUGAGAACAUAGCCCUUGACUGUGGCUCCUCUAGCAAUAGUACUGGAAUGAAUAACCGGAUUUGGUUGGCAGACAGUAACUCAAAACCCCAGAAUUUAGCAUUAUCAGUUGUCUCUAAAGCACUUCAACCCUCCACCCAACUUGAUCCAGUUCCCUACAACACAGCACGCCUCUCGCGCUCUGAAUUCACCUACGUCUUCCCAGUCACUUCCGGCAAAAAGUUCAUUCGUUUACACUUUUAUCCAGCUUCCUACACAAAUUUUAAUCGCUCAAAUGCGUUCUUCUCUGUCAAAGUUGGUCUCUUUACCCUCUUAAGAAACUUCAGUGCAGCCCUUACUGCUGACGCUCUUCACUUAGAAGGCUUUUCAAAGGAGUUCUGUGUAAAUGUUGAGGAUGAGAAAACUGAUCUGACUAUAAUUUUCACUCCAAGUCCAGAUGCAUAUGCUUUUAUCAACGGAAUAGAAGUUGUGUCAAUGCCAUCCAAUCUUUAUUACACUGCAAUUGACGACCUAAACGGGUUGAACUUUAUUGGUCAGAAGCAACAUUUCCGCAUUGAAAAUGACAUGGCCCUUGAGACAGAGUACCGUGUAAACGUUGGUGGACAUGCCAUCUCACCCGCUAAAGACACUGGUAUGUACCGGAGCUGGUCGGGUGAUGAUGAUUACUUGGUUGACGUCUUCAGUGGUGUUCAACCUAAUAACCUGUCUAUUCCCUUAAGCUUCAACAAGAUUCAUAAUUAUACAGCCCCAGAGGACGUGUACCGAACCGCUCGGACAAUGGGUAGGUACAAAAACGUUAACAAGCACUAUAAUCUUACUUGGGAGUUUUCUGUGGAUUCUCACUUCUUUUACAUGGUGAGGCUUCAUUUUUGCGAGUUUCAACCAGAAAUUAACGACACUUCUCAGAGAGACUUUUAUAUCUAUAUGGCCAAUCUAACCGCGGACGACCAUGCGGAUGUAAUCGAAUGGAGUGGUGGAAAUGGGGUUCCAAUUUAUAGAGACUAUGUUGUGCCGAUCUUUCAAGGAAAUGGGAAGAAAGUGAACCUCUCCAUCGCACUGCAAGCAAACCCAGCUGAUUGGCAGACUGUUUACAACGAUGCUAUUUUGAACGGGCUGGAAAUCUUCAAAAUCAGCUCCGACGACGAGCAGAGUCUUGCCGGACCCAACCCAGACCCAAGUCCGACAUCAACUACAGUUUCGCCGCCACAACCAUUUAGGAGAAAAAAUAACAGCUCCACAAUAUUUGAAAUAGUUCUGGGUGUGGUUUCCGGCAUAGUCUUAAUCGCUAUCGCCAGUUUCUUCAUUUUCCGGGCGGUCAAGGGCAGAGACUAUGGUGAUGGUGAGAGUUCUUGGCGGGGCCUAUCUACUUUCUACACGAAUACGACCAAGUCAACAAAGACCCGGAGGUCAACAACACUACCUACUGAUUUAUGUCGGUAUUUUUCAGUGGCUGAGAUUAGAGCAGCUACAAACAACUUUGAUAAUGUUUUCAUUAUUGGUGCUGGUGGGUUUGGUAACGUGUAUAAAGGAUACAUUGAUGGUUGGGCCAAGGCCGAUCCUGUUGCCAUCAAACGAUUGAAGCCCGGGUCUCAACAAGGGGCCCAUGAGUUCGAAACCGAGAUUGAGAUGCUAUCUCAACUCCGCCACAUUCAUCUUGUUUCUUUGAUUGGGUAUUGUAACGAUGGCAAUGAGAUGAUCCUUGUGUAUGAUUAUAUGGCCCGUGGGACCCUUCGUGAUCAUCUCUACGGAACUAACAAUCCACCUCUUUCAUGGAAACAACGGCUAGAGAUUUGUAUUGGUGCGGCACAUGGGUUGAAUUACCUUCAUACAGGUGCGCAGCGCAUGAUUAUUCAUCGUGAUGUGAAGACCACAAAUAUCUUAUUGGAUGAGGAAUGGACGGCCAAGGUGUGUGAUUUUGGGUUAUCAAAAUUGGGCCCUACUAGCUUGUCCAAGGCCCACGUCAGCACAGUGGUGAAGGGUAGUUUGGGGUAUUUGGAUCCGGAAUAUUAUCGACGUCAAAAACUGACUGAGAAGUCUGAUGUGUAUUCUUUUGGUGUGGUGCUGUGUGAAGUUGUGUGUGCAAGGCCACCCGUUGCACGUAGAGCAACAAAGGAGAUUGUCAAUCUAGCAGAGUGGGUCCGACAAUGCUAUCGCGAUGGAAAGCUUGAUGAGAUUGUUGAUCCAUUUUUGAAAGGUACAAUUGCAUCAGAAUGUUUGAAGAAAUUUGUUGAGAUCGCGACAGAUUGUUUGCUUGACAAUGGAACCGAACGCCCAUCGAUGAAUGAUGUGCUGUGGGGGCUUGAGUUUGCAUUGCAGUUGCAAGAAAAUGCAGCAGAUGAAGAGGUCAUGCUUAAUGGGGUUGAAAUUGAGAUGAUGGAUGCUGAGAAAGCCCUCAUCCAUAAGUCCACAGUAGAUGAUAGUGGUGACAUGUUCGGUAGUAGCAGUGGACAAGAGUCAAGUACCAAUAGCAACACCAGGGUCACCUUUACGAGCAAGGAAGACCAAAGUUUUGCUAGUUUGGAUUCGGAUAGAUUAAUGUCUGUUGGGGCAGUGUUUUCUGAGAUUUCUAUUCCGAAAGGUCGAUAAAAGAAGGUGCUAGCUGAAUUUUUAGCGUGUCUUAGUAAGUCAUUUUAUUUCACAUAUGGAUUAUGUUUGAUAAGAUUACUACUUUUUAAAUAAGAAUAUAAUUAUUGGCGUU